GAAGGGGGCGGGGCCUGCAACGUCGGCCCGAACGAGGGGACGCAACGGAGGCAGGUUGGAGCCGCUGCCGUCGCCAUGACCCGCGGUAACCAGCGAGAGCUCGCCCGCCAGAAGAACAUGAAGAAGCAGAGCGACUCGGUUAAGGGAAAGCGCCGAGAUGAUGGGCUUUCUGCUGCCGCCCGCAAGCAGAGUGCCCCAUCAUCUCUACCCCCAGGGACUCGGAGAUCAUGCAGCAGAAGCAGAAAAAGGCAAACGAGAAGAAGGAGGAACCCAAGUAGCUUUGUGGCUUCGUGUCCAACCCUCUUGCCCUGCGCCUGUGUGCCUGGAGCCAGCCCUACCAUGCUCGAGUUUCUUCCUGUAGUGCCCACGGGUCCCAGCACCGAUGGCAUUCCCUUGAGUCUGCAGCGGGUUCCUUUUGUGCUUCCUUCCCCUCAGGUAGCCUCUCUCCCCCUGGGCCCCUCCUGGGGGUGAGGGGGUUACCUCUUCCCAGUGUUUUUUAUUCCUGUGGGGCACACCCCAAAGUAUUAAAAGUAGCUUUGUAAUUCCUUGA
This is a messenger RNA of Onychomys torridus (southern grasshopper mouse), 550 nucleotides long. It is a transcript of the gene Serf2, whose product is annotated as small EDRK-rich factor 2. The coding region runs from base 76 to 471 and encodes 131 amino acids. NCBI's taxonomy places the organism in Eukaryota, Metazoa, Chordata, Mammalia, Rodentia, Cricetidae. The transcript is spliced from 3 exons. The record is from RefSeq and is a predicted model, not a curated record.